AAUUCCAAGCUAUAGCUGAGAUUACUGAACUUAGAAACAAGAAUGCUAAAAUCAAGGCCGAAAAUGCAAAAUUAAAACAAGCUUUAGAACAUGAAACCAGAUUCAUGAAUCUAGAACAGAAAGAUUAA
This is a messenger RNA of Diversispora eburnea, 128 nucleotides long. NCBI's taxonomy places the organism in Eukaryota, Fungi, Glomeromycota, Glomeromycetes, Diversisporales, Diversisporaceae. The record is from the annotation of a GenBank genome assembly.